This is a messenger RNA of Pomacea canaliculata, 5062 nucleotides long. RefSeq names its product arrestin domain-containing protein 2-like. NCBI's taxonomy places the organism in Eukaryota, Metazoa, Mollusca, Gastropoda, Architaenioglossa, Ampullariidae. Gene Ontology annotation, cellular component: cytoplasm. The transcript is spliced from 7 exons. Gene Ontology annotation, biological process: protein transport. The record is from RefSeq and is a predicted model, not a curated record. The coding region runs from base 1986 to 3236 and encodes 416 amino acids.
UGGCUGAACCGAGACAUGAGUAGAAAUCGUGUGAUGUCGCUGUAGUCUUUGUUAAUGUAAUAAAAUGAUUAGUUUAGUUAGGGACCAGAUUGGAUUCUGUUGUUGUUGUUGUUGUUGUUGUUGUUGUAUAGUACACACUGGACACAUUCACUUUUGAUGAUAAUAAUAAUUGAUUACAAUUUUGAUAAUUGAUCCUAAUUGAUAAAAUGGUGUUUUAUUUUAUUUAAUCUCAUUGUCUUUUUUUUUUUUUGGGUGAGUGCCACACGUAAUUAUCAAGUCAUAAUUUUAUUUUACAUCUCCUAAUUAACUCUGAAGCAAAGUUUUUUUCUCUAUAUAUCUAUAUUUCUUUUUUUCGUUCGCUCGCUGCUCGCAUUGCGAUGUGCUGGUCGUGUAUUGUCUCCAGACUUGCUGUUCAAGCAGAGCAGAUGAGAGAGUAGACGCAACUGUUGAUAACCAAAGACCACGUUAUUCUGUUGAUGCCUUUCGCCAGUUUCACCAGCGGUGGUGGCUGUGCACACCCGCUGUGGCCUUGGUACAUGUGGAUGAGGCUGGCCUUGCCUCAUUGUCAGCACGGCAUCUUCGCCAAUCGAUCUUGCCAGUGGCGGUGGCUAACUUGCCGGUCGGAAGGGACGUCAGCCUCCACUACUCAAUCCACUUUAUUUUUCAUCGCCAGUGAAACGGUCUAAGGGUGCCGACUUUGUCUGGUUCAGUCAGUACCAUUUUCACACCCUCUCUCUCAUACUUCUCCCCUGAGUAAAAGCUUGCAUGCAUGUAAACAGACUGUAAGAGGAAACUGCUCAAGAACAGUUAUUCAACACGUGCUGUGCCGUCGGACCAUGACAACCGUUACUCGGAAGCACAUUUAAUCAGAAAGUUUACAUGAACCAUUUCACGCAUGCCGAUACUACAGGAGUUUCACUUUGUUCUGACGGGCAGCAUCUCGUCGAAACAUUCGUUUGAACGGCCAUUUUUGUUGCGGUAAUAUCGUUGUAGUUGUAAUAGUAGUAAUUUAGAAUCCAUUUCUACGAGUGAUUGUGACGUCACGAGGGGGUUACGACUAACCGUUUCCAGCACAGUCACGCAUCGCCAGCAGCGCCGUAGCGUCAGUGCAGCACGGCUGACGCAAGACCGCGAAGGGUGGGGUGUGGGGCAAGCGAAACGGAAAAGCGAGGCCGCCAGGCGACAAGACCGGUCGAGUGCCAGACUCGCUGCUUCAUGCGCUGGCUGUGCGGCCGCUGCGAGGUUGCUGCACUCACCCCACCCAUCGCCCGCCGCCGCCGCUGCUGCUGCUGUUGCUGCUGCUGCUGCUGCUGUAACAACCACCCCGCGCUCGUGUCGCCGGCGUUGUGGGGAAGCGUUGCCGGCUCGGCGCUGACGACGACAACGACAGCUGCUAUCCCGGCGACAUCACAACAGCGACCACACGCUCAAGGGAGAUAAAGCGCUGUCCACGCUGCAGCGAUGGGGGCAGCAUAGAACGUACACGUCAUCGACAGGACUUUGGGAAAAUGGGGGAAAAAGGACGGGGGUGAGCUGUGCCUGUGUCUGCCCGUCCGUACCUGACGCCAGCCACUCCUGGCACCUCGUAUUUUCUCCCCCUCCUUUCCUUUAUUUAUCUCCUCGACUUCCUCGCUCCCCACUGCCAGGCUCGAGCCGGGUCGAUCGUGGCACUGAGCGUGUUGAUGCACAUCACAACGGGAAUGGCAGCGUCGCAAGCCGAGGUGACGACUGACAGGGGGGACCGCGCGGUGUGAUCUGAGCGCGGGCGGGAGUGCCAGUGAUUUGUGAUGGUGCAGGUAGCGGUAGCGGCAGCGGCAGGGGCGCCGCGCGGCGAGAGGAGGCCUGCCAGUGGUGUGUCCUGUGCAGCUGAACCCGGCGGGUGCUGAAGUGGUGUGUGGGGCGGGGGGUGGGGCUCCCGUGGGAGGACUAGCUGCCGGGGCAAGGGCUUGUGCGAGGGAGACGCCCGUAAGGGCCAUACAGCCAAGAUGGCGGCGCCCACGGCUUCCAUAGAACUGAACCUGGAGCACCAGGACUUGGUUUUCUACUCCGGGGAUCGCAUUCGCGGGGCGCUGGUCGUCCACUUGUCCACGGCGGUCACCAUCGCAGGUGUCGAGCUUCGCUUCCGGGGCGCCGCGCGCGCGAAGUGGCGGGAGUACGUGAAUGAAGGUGUCCGUAGAACUGAGAUCGAGCACGAGAAAGAAGAGAUCUACUUCGACGACCGUUUCUGUUUGUGGGGAAAAGAGACUUGUGACGUCAGCUGUGGCUGUACAGUUACAGAGGAGGGUCGAUGGGAAAGCAGGGAAGUGCUCAAGAGAGGGCGCCACCUGUUCCCGUUCCAGUACAAGCUGCCUGAUGGGAUCCCAUGCUCCUUCGAAGGCCCGGAGGCUAGUGUGCGCUACACCGUGCACGGACUAUUGGCCAGGACUUCCGGAUCGGAUAUGACGACACAGCGUCACGUGACCGUGCUCAGGGACCUAGAUUCCAAACGGGAUGCGGAAAAGCGCACCCCAUCGCCCCGUCACGCGCUGGAGGACCACGCGGAGCGCGCCUUCUCCUCCACGUGCUGCAGGCCGGGGCGUGUGUCGUGCUCGUUGUCCGUGAUGAAGCGGUCGUACGUGCCGGGGGAGCACAUCAAGGCCGACGUGCAGCUCAGCAACAACAGCGUGCGCAAGUCAGGUCCGUGUCGUCUGCAGCUCAAACAGCUGCUGACGUAUGGCGAGACGUUCACCAGGGCCCUACUGCUGCAGGAGGUCAAGCUGCACGACUGCAUCAAACCUGGGCAGCGGCGGCAGUGGCAUGACGUCACACUGCGCGUGCCCCCCACGUGUCCAUCUCGCCUUUCCAAGUGCCGAGUCAUCGACGUCCGCUAUUGCGUAGCGGUGGAGGCAGCUUUUUCCGACGCCGUCUUGUACGCCGCUGUGCCGGUCACUAUAGUUACAAUUCCAGAACGAGGCAUCAUUCCAAUACGGUGGUCCUACAAAGAGUGCUCUACCACGGUGGAUGGUAUCCAGUCGGCAGAUGGCGCUGUUGCCAAGGACGUGUUUGACGAAUGCGACUUCCGGCCUAAGUACAAGUUUUUCGAGGAGGUGAGGGAUUCUCGGAAGGACCGCUUCUUGAUCCUCAAACUUCGCCAGAGUCCCGGGGUCAGGCGGAGACAACUCAUGGGACUGUCGGAGCCGGGAGGGGGCGAGUGCAGAACAGACGCAGCGGAUGCAGUCGGGGAUUCUCAAGCGUGACCUCUCGGUGCACGUGGAUCUUCGUAAGCGGAACCUGCUGUGGAGAGAGACCUACGUGUGACCUGUGGUGAGCACCAGCUCUCGCAAGUGUGACCAGCAAGUGUGCGUGAUCUGAUGAAGCGUGACUUGUCAGUGAGCGAGAUAAUGGCUAGAGUGACUCGUCAGUGAUCCAGACUGUGCAGGGUGACUUGCCCGUGAGUCUCCUGUCACCUGUCAUUUUUAAAUUGGGGACAAUGUGGUUACCUGUUCAUCGAACGUGUGUACAUGAAACCGCGAACUACUACUUACAGGCCAAAGGAAAGGUUCGGAAAAAAUGGACAAAUUCUAUUUUCAUAUUUGCGCCUUGAGUGAUUAGUGUUCGCACCUGGAGCGCCUGGAUACCUUGUUAUUCAAAGGAAAGGAAAAAUCAAAUAUUACUCGAGUUAUCCAUGGUUUUAAAGAAUGCUCUCUAAACAAGGUUACACACUUUUGUCGUAUAAAAAGCGAAAAUAGAUUGCAUCACAUUGAUGAUCAAUAAAUCCCAACUUUGAACAAAUUAAGAUCCCGAUUUGAAAAUAAAAGAGGGUUAAAAGAAAUUAGCGGUGUUCUGUUUAAAAAUCGUGUCCUUUCUACCACAUGACAUCACUUGAAAAUGGCUUACUGCCUUUGACAUGAAGAUAAAUUACAACUUAUUUUAAGGGAUCCUCUAAUUUUCGGUUCGUUAAAAAACUACUAAAUUCGCCCAUUUGUUUAUCUUCUGAGCUCUGACAAAGCCGGCCACAUGAUGAACCCAGCAAUAGCUCUUACAUGUAUAAGUUAUGUAUAACUUAUUAAGCCUAGACCCAGACUUUUCGCUCAGUACCUAGAGUGUUGAUGUCAAAGGAUCUGGUUUAUGUCCACCAGGCUUUUAUAUACGAUGUACAGUGUUACGGCUACUGUAGUGUCUGUGUGUACGAGGUUCUGUUCCAGAGUGCACGUGCACUUGGACACACGUUUGACGCAAAUACGCGAUCGCCAUUUUUAAUGCGAGGAUCGGACAGCCUUGACUGUGACUGUGGGGCUGUCCAUGUCCACUUGAUGACAUGUAUGGCAACCCAUUCUGAUGCCGAAGUAAGAAUAAUACCCCUGUGUGCAGACAUGUGCUUGUCUGUGUGUGUGUACGACUGUAGGUGAUGUGGAAAGGUGAGGAUGAAGAGAGGGCGGUAGAGAUGGACGGGAGAGGGAAGACAGAGUGAAGCAAAAGUCUUCAGGAAGUACAGCAGCAUUAAGCAUAUUAACGUCGCCACCAGGAAAAUUAGUUUGAAGAUAACUUUUGCACAAGUUAAACUAAACCCUGUAAUCAGACUGUCCCUGAAAGGAUGACAGAAAAGCUAGUGUAAUAGAUAAUUUUAGCUAAGCGGACUUCACUGCACCAACAAAUCAUCAAUCUGUAUAAAACAAAACUCACUGUAAGCGAUUUUCGCUUAUAAAAAUAACCUUUUUAUCUUAACAAAAUUGAUGAAAGAUCCUAGGAACACUGAGAUAGUAAUCAGACAAUAUCUCACCUUUCCCGCUUUGACCUUUCCGGUAUUGUCUAUACAAUGUGUCAGGAUAUUCACUGUAAACUGUCUCGAUUCAUCUACACGUAUAUAAGACAUUGAAAACAAGGAAUGUAGGCUGUUCCACAAAAGUCUGUGUGUGCAAACAGGCAAGGCUGUCUCGAAAGCAUUAAAAAAAAACCAAAACAACGACUGGUAAUACAGAUGCACUAGUAGUCUACAGACGGCAAACACCAUCUGGGUUUGUUGACGUUAAGCACAAGCGCAAAACUACAUGUUUAUUUUUGUUUUUUUGUUUUACGUCAACGA